This is a messenger RNA of Acomys russatus (golden spiny mouse), 2206 nucleotides long. RefSeq names its product G protein-coupled receptor 88 (gene Gpr88). NCBI's taxonomy places the organism in Eukaryota, Metazoa, Chordata, Mammalia, Rodentia, Muridae. Gene Ontology annotation, biological process: G protein-coupled receptor signaling pathway. The transcript has 2 exons. Gene Ontology annotation, cellular component: membrane. Gene Ontology annotation, molecular function: G protein-coupled receptor activity. The record is from RefSeq and is a predicted model, not a curated record. The coding region runs from base 494 to 1648 and encodes 384 amino acids.
UGUCUUCUCCCUGGGUGAUGGAUAACCGUGCAGGAGAGCAGCGCUCCAAGUGGGUUUACCACAAAAGCCAGCACUCCUGCUUUGGAGCACGGGGUGCGCGCUCCUCUCCAGCUCAGCUUCUGCUCUUGCAGCCUGGCAUCCUCUCUACUGCCGCCUGCCUGCCCACCCGCCUGGGCUUGCAGCCUACCACUUCACUCUCCCCAAUUCUCCAGCCAGCUGAGGAGACUCCCCACAGCUGCUGGCUCCUGCCUGGGACCACGUGUGUGGAUGCUGCUUGAGAGACGCAAGGCACUUGCUCUUGGCGCUGGUCCCAGCUCAGUUUCUCCUGUUGACUUCUGGACCACAGAUGCUGCUGCUGAGGAGGUAUUUCUUGGCAUCUCUCCAUCUGCUUUCACCAGCUAAGGACUGGCCCUAAAUCAAGCAGGCAAGUGUCAGGAUGGGCCACGCUGCAAGAAGCCAACGCUAGGGCGCGAGGUGUGAAGAGUUGGCCAGAAUGACCAACUCCUCCUCCACUUCGACCUCCACCACCACCGGGGGAUCUCUGCUGCUGCUCUGCGAGGAAGAAGAAUCCUGGGCCGGCCGGCGGAUCCCGGUGUCUCUCCUGUACUCGGGGCUGGCCAUUGGGGGCACUCUGGCCAACGGUAUGGUCAUCUAUCUCGUGUCGUCCUUCCGAAAGCUGCAGACCACUAGCAACGCCUUCAUCGUGAAUGGCUGUGCGGCGGAUCUCAGCGUCUGCGCCCUCUGGAUGCCACAAGAGGCGGUGCUGGGGCUCCUGCCCGCCGGCUCCGCGGAGCCCCCGGGGGACUGGGACAGCGGCGGGGGCAGCUACCGCUUGCUCCGGGGCGGGCUCCUGGGCCUCGGGCUCACGGUGUCCCUUCUGUCCCACUGCCUCGUGGCGCUGAACCGCUACCUGCUCAUCACUAGGGCGCCUGCCACCUAUCAGGUGCUGUACCAGCGGCGCCACACGGUGGGCAUGCUGGCACUGUCCUGGGCGCUCGCCUUGGGUCUGGUGCUGUUGCUCCCACCCUGGGCUCCCAAGCCGGGAGCCGAGCCCCCGCAAGUUCAUUACCCCGCGCUCCUGGCAGCCGGAGCGCUGCUGGCGCAGACGGCCCUGCUGCUGCACUGCUACCUGGGCAUCGUGCGCCGCGUGCGCGUCAGCGUCAAGCGGGUCAGCGUGCUCAACUUCCACCUGCUGCACCAGCUGCCAGGCUGUGCUGCCGCUGCCGCCGCCUUCCCCGCCGCCCCACACGCGCCGGGUCCUGGAGGAGCCGCGCACCCUGCUCAGCCCCAGCCCCUGCCGGCCGCGCUGCAGCCUCGCCGGGCACAGCGGCGUCUCAGUGGCCUGUCGGUGCUGCUGCUCUGCUGUGUCUUCCUGCUGGCCACGCAGCCGCUGGUGUGGGUGAGCCUGGCCAGCGGCUUCUCCCUACCGGUGCCCUGGGGCGUGCAGGCGGCCAGCUGGCUCCUGUGCUGCGCCCUGUCGGCGCUCAACCCGCUGCUUUACACCUGGAGGAACGAGGAGUUCCGAAGAUCCGUGCGAUCUGUCCUGCCUGGCGUUGGGGACGCGGCUGCAGCCGCUGCGGCUGCCACCGCGGUACCAGCCAUGUCCCAGGCGCAGCUUGGCACUCGGGCGGCUGGCCAGCACUGGUAACCCACCUGGUCAGGAGGCGCUUCCUAUGACACCUGCCGCAUCGCCUCCUCCGUUUGUAAGCUAUCCCCAGCCCCAGGAAAGAUCCCCGCGGGGAAGAUUUUGCCUUCCUACCCAGUGAAGUACCUGAACCAAGGUCUUCUCUCUAAAUGGAAUCCAGAAGUAAUUGUGCACUGCCACCCAACUUUGACCCUUUGUUUCUAUGUUUUAGAGACGCCCUUACGUCCAAGGCACCCAGACUGCAAGGACUUGUAAACUGGCGUUUUAAAAGAACCAGUUAAUUUAUUUCAAGUUUGCUUUUUAAAAAGAGCUUUCAUAACAUACAACCCUUUCAACCUCCGUUGUCUUGUAUACGAAGCGCCUUGAGUGUGUGAGUGUGCAUGAGCCAAAGGGAAUACUAUCGAGGAAGAAACUGUGUAGACAAUAUUUUAACCACGCUUCCUUCCGUUCUAGUUUAGUCUUUGUAUAUUGACCUCAGAGUGAAACCACAGGUGUGUACACCGGGGUAAGUUGCCAUCGAAACCUCAAGCCCUUUAUUCUUAGAAGGGUUUUUCUUGGGUC